CUCCGCCAGGGCCAGAGCGACUCGCCCGUGAUGCUCCACGUGCCGUACGUCGACCAGCACCAGCACGCGUCCCCGACCGCGUCGUCGCCCCCGACCGCGUUCCCGCGGCGGCACUCGCCCCCCGCCGCCGACAGCGCGCUGCGCUACUCCCCGUACCCGAGCCCGCUCUCCGUGUCCGCGGGCCGGAGCGCGAGCGCGGGCGGCCGCGAGCGCGACGCGGCCGCGGUGGGCGAGACCAUCCGGCUGCCGCCGAUCCAGCCGCCCCGCCGGCGGUCGAGCGACGAGCCCGGCUCGUUCCAGCUCCCGCCCAUCUCGGCGAUGGACCACCCGCACGACGCGCGCGCGCACGAGGCCCCGCUCGCCGUCCUGCGCCGCCUGCAGGCCGCCGACGAC
Molecule: messenger RNA, 393 nt
Organism: Epithele typhae
Lineage: Eukaryota; Fungi; Basidiomycota; Agaricomycetes; Polyporales; Epitheliaceae
Exons: 1
Source: RefSeq, a predicted model, not a curated record